AUGUACACUUUAAAGGGUAUUUUUCCUGAACCCAAAAAGGAACAAAAAAAGAACUUUAUAAGAGAAAAUAUGAAACAAUUAAAAUUUAUCCAAGGCAAACCACCAAAGGAUCCCAAGUUUACUUUGAAAACUGGACAACCAACAAGAUUUCCUAACUCACUAGCUGCAUCAGCAACUUUAGCCCAAGUGAAAUCUUCUCCAUCCAGUAAAAGUGGUAAAGUGACACUAAAUGUUGGUAAAAACAGUGCAUCCAGUUGCCGAAGGAGACAGGAUAUCAGGAUUAAGAAAGGAGAUAUGGCUGAGUUUUUAAAAAGAAAAGAGUUAAGGCAAUCACAUGCCCUAGAGGAUACCGAUGACGAGGUCAGAUCCACUGAUAGUUCUGGGCGCCUACGAGACAUUGGUUGCCAAACCAUUGAAACAAAUCUUUCCCAGCGACUCGAGAGUGCUAAGUUAACCAUGUUAUACCCUAAAGAUGAAGAUAAUGAGGCUAAAAUAAAGGCAAGUGGUGACAGUGGUAGAACCAAGAGCCCCUCUUCUUUGGCUCAUACACCUCGAAGAGCUGGAGAUGAUUUGAUAGAUGAAAGGCAUCGCUCUAAACUUAAUUCUAUUCUAGAGAAGAAAGACAAUAAGGAUCCCUAUCUACCAUCAGGAUAUCAAAAAGGAGUUUUGCCAAAGUAUCUCCGUGAGCGAAAAGAACAGACUGCCAAAGAGCAAGAGACAGUUACGGUUGAAGACGACCAUGUCAUCUGCCCGCCUGGUCAUGUCACAUUGCCUGAUAACGAAAGGAAAGAAACCCUUCGUAUGUUGCGAAACAGUUUUGCAGAACUUGUUAGCGAAUUAAACAAGAUGCCAGUGAAAACAGAUACACUCAGAAUGAGAAAUAGGAAAAUGGAAUUGGAAAAGCAACUGGCAAAAUUGGAGGAGGGCAUCAAAGUGUUUUCAAGACCAAAGGUUUUUGUUAAGAUUGGGGAGUAA
Molecule: messenger RNA, 975 nt
Organism: Leptosia nina
Lineage: Eukaryota; Metazoa; Arthropoda; Insecta; Lepidoptera; Pieridae
Source: the annotation of a GenBank genome assembly